Molecule: messenger RNA, 1221 nt
Organism: Ipomoea nil (Japanese morning glory)
Lineage: Eukaryota; Viridiplantae; Streptophyta; Magnoliopsida; Solanales; Convolvulaceae
Product: biotin carboxyl carrier protein of acetyl-CoA carboxylase, chloroplastic
Exons: 7
Coding region: 147-1019 (290 amino acids)
Biological process (GO): fatty acid biosynthetic process
Cellular component (GO): acetyl-CoA carboxylase complex
Molecular function (GO): acetyl-CoA carboxylase activity
Source: RefSeq, a predicted model, not a curated record
CUCUGUCUUGUUUCUGUUCCUCUUCCAAUUGGAUUUCAUAAAUCAUAACCUCCCUCUAUCCGACACCUGUCUCUCUCGGAUGAUCGAAUUUCUCGGAGGAAAUAUCCCUUCUCUUUUUCUGUAUUUCUGUUGAAGCUCUUUGCCAAAUGGCUACUUCCGUCGGAGCUACCGCUGCAGCCGCCGCCACUACCUCAGCUUCUGCGGCGACGGCGACGAGAAAUGUUCUGAACUCAUCAAAAUGUUUGCCUCUCUUCCGCCACCACUACUCGCAAUCUCAUCCCAAGCUCAAGCUCAAGCUCCGGUUCUCCUCUUCUAAGGAUUUGCAUUCCAACUGGAAUCACUCUGUUGUAGCAAAAGCACAAUUGAAUAAGGUUUCUGUGGAUGGAUCAUCAAAUGCUGCACCUGGUACUCCUCCGGAGCCUGAAGUAUCAUCGGCAUCCAAUGAUGUCAAGCUCUCGAGUGAGACUUCGCCUGCAGUUUUGGCCUCUGAAGAGUCGAUAGCUGAGUUCCUAAGCCAAGUUUCAACUCUUGUCAAGCUAGUUGAUUCCAGAGAUAUUGCGGAGCUCAAGUUGAAACAACUUGACUGUGAACUGAUAAUCCGUAAAAAGGAGGCCUUGCAACCACCAUCUGCUGCUCCUCCUCCUCAUACUCCGCCAGUCCAGUCACACUACAUGCCAGCUAUACAACCCAGUGCACUCCCUUCAUCUGUACCAGCACCUCCUCCAGUUCCAGGCCCAGCCCAGGCACCUCUCCCUCAAAAAACCAAGCCAUCUGAGUCAUCUUUGCCUCCACUGAAAUGCCCCAUGGCAGGAACUUUCUAUCGAAGUCCAGGACCCAGUGAACCACCAUUUGUGAAGGUUGGAGACAAAGUACAGAAGGGACAAGUUUUGUGCAUUAUUGAAGCCAUGAAAUUGAUGAAUGAAAUUGAAGCUGAUCAAUCGGGAACAAUAGUUGAGAUCCUUGCUGAGGAUGGCAAGCCCGUCAGCGUUGAUACUCCACUCUUUGUGAUCAAGCCGUAGUGAUGCUUGAAGAGAUCCAGAACAUUAAGUAGGGACUAAUAUGGUAAUGUUAUGAUAUGCGGCACUAUCUGUAGUUGGAAUACUAUGUUUUCUCGAGUGAAACUGAUCUUGAGUUAUGUUUAUCAACAAAACGGUAAUUUUAUGACACUUCCUUUCUCAUUUUGGAUACUCACCUUUAAUCUGUUGCAGUAUUUUUUGGUCA